Perkinsus marinus ATCC 50983 is the source of this 468-nucleotide messenger RNA. RefSeq lists its product as hypothetical. Bases 1 to 468 code for a protein of 155 amino acids. NCBI's taxonomy places the organism in Eukaryota, Perkinsozoa, Perkinsida, Perkinsidae. The transcript has a single exon. The record is from RefSeq and is a predicted model, not a curated record.
AUGCUUUGCCACCUUUUUCGGCUCAUACUCGUCGGUGUUGCCCUAUCCCACGUCGGUGUUGUCCUAUCCCACGUCGGUGUUGCCCUAUCCCGCGAGCCCACUGGUUCAUAUACCGCGACCAGGACUGAACCUGGUUAUCUGAAUUUGACGUAUACAUUCCCAUCCUAUAGACUUAAAGUGUUCAUUGAGUUCUCCUGUGCGUCGGGCAUGACACCUAUUAGGGGGAUCUUCCCUCUCAUUAAGGAAUCCGAUGUGCUCUACAAAAUAGGUUUCACGGAUCCUGAGAACGGGUUCAUAACUCCUGAAUGUCUCGCCUUCAUAACGAGCUUUAGGAGCGCAUGCCCGGCGUAUAAGGCUCUCAAGCAUGGGGAUUUCUAUGAUAUACAAUAUGAUGUUAAGCACGACCGCCCUACUGUUCGGGUCCACGGUAUCGCGUUUGAGCUCGUACACAAGGAAGCUCCUCAUUAG